AUGUUUGGUCAUACCAUCUUUGAUCAUAACCUAGAGUUCUUUUUAAUAGAGUUUAGCGAUCUUAGACUUAAACCACUUCCUGAUCAACCUUUCGAUCUAUUUUCAGGCCUCAGCGCAGAAGAAUCCUCCGAACAAGCUACUAGUGCGUCUACUAAGUUAAGCACUGAUCAUCAAGCAGGAAACCCCACGGCUCCUCCAGAGUCACUAUGGGAUUCCGAGAUUGAUAUGGACGAUGUGCCCUCAGAUCACUCCAGUCCCGAUGAGGACAUUUGGGUUAGUCAGCGCUCUGAGCCACGAACCCACAAAGCAUUAUCAUGGGAUACGAGGAAUUCUCAGUUUCCUACCUAUGAACAAAAGAAACUUGCGAAAAGAAAUGUUGGUACACCGUUUCUUACAGAAGCACCACUGAGUUUUUUCGAUCCUUUAAUAGACCGUUUCAACAAUACGACGCUCAGCAAUGCAAACACGGCAGCAGCAGCCUCGAAUACUACCACCAAGGUUGUCUAUGAGAUAGCACUUGUGAAAGCUCUUUUACAAGCAAUGGAGGGAAUACCUUCCGCCUAUUUUUAUUGGGACGAACAGGAAAGCCUCAGAUCACGCGUCAACCAUUCGAUUCGUAUCUUGGGCGUUAGCCAAUCGGCACUGCAACCUAUGAUAGAUGAUAUACUUCUAUUUGGUACACAAUUACGAGCACUGGAACGCAUAGCAAAUACAUGCAAAUCUCAGCCGGAAAAGUAUGGACUCACUGGUAUGGCCUUUGGCUGCUGCUUAGCUGAAGUGCACAUGAAUAUUCAUUAUUCGAUGAUGAACACAUUUUCUGAAACUCCCAGUGAUUACUUUCGAUUAUCGAUUAUCAAACUACAUCAAUAUACACACCAACUCUCAACGAUCGUCCAUAAAUUAUGCAGUGAGUUAUGCAGAUGUCAAAUAGAUAUAGCAACAACAACAACAACAGCAGCAGCACCUCCAUCCUUCUCCCUACCUUUUGGUGCGCAAUGGUUAAAUUUGUUACAUGCACAAGUGCAGCAAUAUGAUUUGGCGUUACAUGGGGAUCUAUCCAUUUAUAAAAAUAUAUGUUUGGUUUUUCUGAAAUAUACCAGUGUGCCUUAUUUGCAUAUGCUUAGUGAAUGGUUACAUCUAUCCGACAGAUCAUCCUCUGACAUGAGUUUGGAUCAUUGGGACCCUUACGGCGAGUUUUUUAUUGAGCAAGUAGCAACUUGUCAGAAGGACGUGAUGGAACAAUUUCAGGUACGAUCAGAAGUCAUCCUUCCUCAUUUCAUCGACGAAAAGUUGGCUCAGUACAUAUUACGCUCAGGAAUUUCUCAGCGAAUGUUGAAGAGAAUCAAGCCAGACCAUCCGUUGUUCCACUUGCAGGAUUCCUUCUCCUUGAAAUACGUCCUCAGUAACGUAGAGUAUUCAGAAUAUAAAACGAAUCACGACCAUCUAUGUCAUUUCAUUCAAUCAUACAACCGUGGUGACGUGAUCAACGUGGAUCAUUAUGAAAGGGUGGAUGAACAGCAACACUCUCCGCAAACAGAACAACAAGAAGAGCAAGAAGGUCUGACAUCAUCGUCUAGGGAUGGUACAUCCGAUAAUGAUACCCUGCUGCAAAAUAUACCCCUACUACCGUUAUUAGAUGAAAGCAUUCGCCUUUCAAGCGAGUUUAUGACUUGUUUGAACGAUUUGCUUUCCCAACAGCAGCAACAACAACAACAACAUCAUCAUCAUCAGAACGAAAAUGAAGAAGCAUCUGCGACGUGUACGAAAUACACAGACACUUAUAUACCUACACUGAAUACCAUCACGCGAUACAGUUACAUUCAGCCAUUGAAACAGUGGUGCUUACUGCUGAACGAAUCGUUUAUGCUGUCAUUUUUGAAGCAAUACAAACUUCAGCAUCACCUCUCACUGCUCAGCGACGUGUUCUUUCUCAAACAUGGAACAUUCGCAGCAGGUUUAAAAAGAAUCUUCUUUCCCACUCAAGAUUGCGUUCGCUUAGAUUAUAGAGGAAAUCGAUGGCCACCCAAAGCAAUAGAACUGAAUAUGGCUUUAAGAAAUCUGUUGCUGGAGAACAAGAUAAACAAUGAGCUGGAAGAUGAUAUACUCACGUUUACUAUACGAAAACCAUCAGAUACAACCCGUUGUCGUUGGAUGGACCCCCAUGCCGUGGAAGCACUCGAUUUUUUAAAAGCGAAUUAUUGUGCAAAAUAUUCUCUUCCUAUGGUCAUGACACCGACUAUUAUCCACAAAUACAAUCGUAUCUUUACUUUCCUUUUGCGACUACUAAGGACAAGCACAGUUACCAAAUUAUGCUACACGAUGUUAAGAAGGAUCGAUUGGCAAAGCAAUCAAACGCGCGGAAAACUAUUUCAAAUGUGUUUUCAAAUGGAUCAAUUUGUAAACGCUAUAGAAAACUAUGUCCAUGGCACAGCCAUAGAAAAUACUUGGACAUCGUUUGAGCGGAAUGUCUCGAGGAUGAUCCAGGAACAACAACGACAAGUGGGUGCGACAGCUGAAUACGAUAGCGACGACAACGGCAACGAUAGGGGGCAACCACAAGGAGGGUUAACAGAUUACACAUUGGCUAUUAUGGAACCCUAUGCUUUUCGUAGUUAUCAUGAACACAUUCUUGACAGAAUUUUGAUACAAUGCUUUUUAAAAGCGAAUCAGAGACGUAUUCUGAAUGUGUUACAUCCUAUCCUGCAAGAUAUCAUUUCAUUUGGAAGAAGGAUAGAUGACUAUUACAAUGUAGUUGCAAAAACGACGACGACGACCCAUUCAGCGGGUCCAGAAAAAGACUUUGCAUUGGGGUGCGAACGUAUUUUUAAACAGUUUCAAGCCAAUGUGCAAGUGUUUGUGGAGAUACUAAGUAUCAUGGAAGCGAAAGGAUCAGGAAGUUUGGCCAAUAUUUUAAGUGAGACAGACGGCAAGGGCAGCCAUAGCCAUCCAAUGUUUGUCGAUUUGUAUUGUAGAAAUGAGGCAAAAGAAGGCUUGGAUAACUUUGCACGAGACUUGUUGAUACGAUUAAGCUUCAACCACUUUUAUAAUCGAACAGCUAAAGAAGAAGUAUAA
Molecule: messenger RNA, 3072 nt
Organism: Mycotypha africana
Lineage: Eukaryota; Fungi; Mucoromycota; Mucoromycetes; Mucorales; Mycotyphaceae
Product: Spc98 family-domain-containing protein
Exons: 4
Coding region: 1-3072 (1023 amino acids)
Biological process (GO): spindle assembly; meiotic cell cycle; microtubule nucleation
Cellular component (GO): spindle pole; equatorial microtubule organizing center; centrosome
Molecular function (GO): gamma-tubulin binding; microtubule minus-end binding
Source: RefSeq, a predicted model, not a curated record